AUGCGGUGUUUUUCGGUAGACAUAUGGCUAGGAUUUCUAAAGAUGGUCAGUUUGGGCAUAGGUGAGAGGAUCAGGAUGUUGUACGCUGAUUCGACCGAACCCGUUGUGAGCGAUGAGCUCCUCAAUAGUCUGGAAGAUCUGCAACUUGAAAUCGUCAGGGUGACAUCUACUUUCACGAAAUGUGGCACGCCAGGAUACACAGUACAAGACAUAGAAACUCUUAUAUUGGAUGGAUGUGCAGUUGUACUACUAACCGCCAAGAAUAUUGAGAACAAAUGGGAGACGGUGGUAGAAAUAGGUAACACUUUAAGUGACCUGAUUUCGUUUCUAAACAUUAAUAUCGCAAAAAUCAAUGGACUUCUAGCACCAGCCCGAGAAACUCACUAUCGAGAUCGAGCAUCUGGAGAUAGAGCCGCAACGAUCGAUGUUCAACAGCUUAGGGACUGUUGUAAGGAAAUCAUUGGAUUCAUGACGAAAACGGCCUAUGGACUCAGUAUUGUGAAGAUAAAAAUUUUGGAGAAACGGCAUGAACUAUUUCAGCAACCCGGACUAUUCAAAAGCAUACCGCCAGAUGUUUUCAAACGCGGCAUACAUACUUCGGAGUAUGAGCAAGAGGAGAUAGUUCCCAUGAUUAUAUUAUCGCAUUGCAUGGGUGCCUAUGGAAUCAGGGAGUGGUGUAUUCGCUAUGUUGUCGCGAAACAGACACCGCCAUUAGCUGCGUUCCAAAAGGAAAUCAUUGCUCGCCGAGAUGGACAAAUAUCCAAACUGGACCCGUCGCCGUUCUUCAGGACUGCUGGUGCAGUAGCUCCCGAAAUCAAGGAUUUCAUUGCACUCUUUCCGCAAGGAAUUCUGGAAUAUGUGUACGAAUUAUACACCGUGUAA
Babesia sp. Xinjiang is the source of this 882-nucleotide messenger RNA. RefSeq lists its product as uncharacterized. The record is from RefSeq and is a predicted model, not a curated record. The coding region runs from base 1 to 882 and encodes 293 amino acids. Lineage: Eukaryota; Apicomplexa; Aconoidasida; Piroplasmida; Babesiidae. The transcript is spliced from 2 exons.